AUGCCUUUACCGCCGCCGCCGCCCCGAUACGCCCCGACGCAAUCCCAAGGCGUCAUGCUUCCUCCUCCCCCUGGACCACCUCCAGGAACCGCAUACGGUGCUCCGAAGCUCACCAACCCUCAACUCCAACAUCAGAAUACCCUUGGGUGGCAACAACAGAGCUGGGCGCGGCAGGCACUGUCUCAAGGGUACCUUCCGCCUCCUCCGCCUCCUCCCAUGGUCCCUACAAACCAAUCCCCGUACGGCCGUCCGGCGGCUCUGUCGAUUCCCUCUGCCGAGUCUCGAACAUCUGCAACCUAUGUGCCGCAGCCGGGUACCUUUGGGCCGGGGGUUGGGAUACCUCCGUUCGACGUACAUGCCCCUCCGAUUGACAGACAACGGCUCGCGUCUGCGCAAGCCUAUGAAUAUCCUACCACAGACUCGUCCACAUAUAAACGGGAUGCGAACAUUCCUCCUACGCCAUCGGGUCGCACUCUCCCUUCCUCGCUAGCCGUCAAUGACGGUGCUCAUGACAUAGCCUCAGCGGGCUAUUCCGCAAGCGCUCAAAAUGCAGUCCAACAGAUCACGGCGCAGCCUGCCGAACUCACAAAAUCUCCCAGCCAUCGACAUAAUAAUAGCACCUUGCUGGGCGGUAUGUCGCCCAGCGAGGCUGCAGUUCAGUGGCCCCUCGAUCGCGUCCAAAUGUGGCUUGCAAACAACGGGUUUUCCAAAGACUGGCAAGAGACAUUCGGAGCCCUGGAAAUUGAGGGGGCGGACUUCCUUGAGCUCGGACACGGGUUCAAUGGUCGGCCAAACCUGGGGAAAAUGCACAACGUUGUGUACCCCCAGCUUGCGAAAGCAUGUGAGGCAAGUGGCACUGGCUGGGACCCCAUCCGGGAACGAGAAGAGGGGAAGCGCAUGCGCAGGUUGAUCCGCCAGAUCCAUGAUGACGGGAGCUAUGAUGCCGAGAUAGCUAUCCAGAAGCGUCGCGACUCCCACCCGAACAGCGCUCCCGAGGCCGGGCCCGAAGCUUCACCGAAAUUCACAUACGAGCCCCGAUCUGCAGGCCCAAGCUCAGGAAAUGUCGCGAACAGCCCCAACCUCAAAGCACCCCAGCCGGCCUUCAGUCAAAGGCAGAGCAUGCAGAUGCGUUCCUUCACAGCGCCUAUGUCCAUGAACCACGACCAUGCGCCCUCUGAGUUUACUGCCAAUGAUGGCAGUACAAUGUGGCCUCGAUCCGACUAUUCGCGAGCCGUUUUGUCUACCAUCGGCGGUGACCAUCAAAGGCAGAGCCCCUCGGUUUCCAGUGAGGGCGGGACCUUCCAGGCCCCCAUCCGGCAGUAUGAAGACAGUCCAAAGAGUGGUAGUCCGGCUCUGCAGCAUGCUCUUCUUGCGCAAAUGGACCCUUCGUCGUCCGCGGGUGAUUUGGGAGUCAAGCUCGAGCACUCGCGUGGCAACAGCUCCGAUUCCACCACAGGGCGCCGAUACUAUGAGUCCAUUAAGCAAGACGGAGCGCGCCCUUCGCCACAGGAAUUCUACAACCGCCAACCCGGGGGAGAAACCCCCUCCUCCUACCCAAAGGACCACCGUACGGGGCUUUUGAACUUUUUCAAGAAGCGAACCAGAACGGGUGAUUCGAACCACCCGUCUCCCGAGGAGCAAUUUUUGGAAUCUCCCACAAGUCCAGUGAACACGCGCCAGAACGGUUCCCACCUCCCUUACGCGAGGGCAGCCUUCAAUGCCAGCGACAUGUCGUUGGGUGAGCGCCCAUCCUCUUCGUCCAUGUCCGAUCAUGAACGUUUGACAUUGCGGGCGAAACCAGCGCCGAAGGGCAAGAAAUGGUCCUUCGUAACCUUGGAUGGUUGGAACUUUCGCUUGGUGGACAUAACCGAAAUGGACUCGGUGGAAACACUGCGCUCUGCCAUAUGCCAAAGUCUUGGGAUUGCGGACUGGACAGGCGCGCAAAUUUUCCUGACGGAGCCUGGUCAGACUGAACAUGACGAGGCGCUGAACGACACUAGUCUGGCCCUCUGCCGGAGAACGAAGUCGGAUUCUGUUGGUUCGUUGAAGUUGUUCGUACGGGGCUCACACAUGCAUUUUGGUGCCACCAGCUCCUCUCACUUUGCCGGUCUGGGUGUUUCGAUUCCUGACAAGAGCACUGCCUCGCCGACGUCCGCUCAUCAUGUACACAGGAAGCCACUGGACGAUGAAGCGCUUAGCAGGAUCUCGCCCCACAACCCAGCUAAGCCCACAUCUCCCCAGGUUACUUCGCGACCGCAGCUGAAGGCUCCUGCUGCUAAACUCCCCCCACGGGAAAUCUCACAGACUUCCCUCGGAGCAUCCCCCGUGGAUGGCACCGUGGAAGCAGGACUUCCUGCUAAUGCAGAAAAGGCAGACUUGCUAGCUCGUCACGAAGAGCAUUUGCGGGAGGUUGAACGGAAGCAACGGGCGUAUCGCAUCUCGAAGGUUCCGCCUAUGUCACAGCCAAGAAAGGACGCGUAUGGCGAAACCGGUUAUAGGCGCGAAGGGGUGAUUGACUUCGAUUCUCCCCGUAUAUCGCCUUACGAAGACAAGAAGUCCGAAACAUUGGUGCCACUUCGCAAACCCCCAACAGCACCUCACGAGUCAAGCACACUCACAAAGGUCAAUUCAUUGCGAAGGAGAGACAGCGACCGUCCUCGUGUUCAGCCUACAGCAACCCAAACUCACGGCCUGGGAGCCGUGUUGGCUAGCGUGGGUAGAAUGACCAGCGCCAUUGGAACGCCGGCUCCGUCGGUACCGGCGGCCUCGCCUGGUCAGGAACAGAUGGAACCCUCACCAUCGACUACGGAGCAGGACAAUCAAACUACCCCAACGGUGCAUUCCAGCCAGUCUUCCGCAAACGGUUCCUCUGCAACCCCUCAAGAGCCUAAACCAACCCUCCAAUCUCGCAAGUCAUUUGGGCCCGAGUUCGAUUUUGAGGAGACCAAGGUUUCCUUCCAACGCUCCCCGGUGCCCCAGGAUGACUCCGAUGACGAUUCGGAUGAUGGUCUCUUCGCCAUUCCCUUGGUAAAUACUAAGACCCCGGUCAAAGAAAAGCCACCGAUGAGCCUCUCACCAGAGUCGCAAAGGAGGGCCGGGAAGCCGUCCCUUACUUUGAAUACGGAAAACAGGCUGCGAAAGGGACUUUCCGUUAGCUUUAGGUCCCCGAGCGCUACACGCGAGACUUUUGCCAGCUCUGGUGGGGAAGGGCACGCCAGGAACGGGUCCUUCCUUGACAUGACAACUUCCCCUGAGGAAGAGAGGCCGCCUCGCAGGGAUUCGUUUGCCAGAGGCGAUGUGUGGGCAAGCAGACCCCCCGUGGAGGGCGUCAUUGACCACCUGGACGACUUCUUCCCUGAUAUCGACCUUGACACACCUUACUUGGAGGGGCAGGGAAUGGGCAUGUCGCCUCCCUCCUCGCCAGCAAGUAAGGUUGCGGCUGAGAACGAUGUAGUCCAUAAACAAAAGCCGGAGGGUCUGCCGUACACCACGCCACACCCCACUCCCCCGGGUGACAAUAAUGUCGGCUCUAGCGAGCCAACCAUGAAGCCCCAAGAACCAGGCGUCGUUGCCCGCCGCAACAUCAGCCGCUCCGGGGGCGGACUCACGCGAAUGAAGUCCAUUCGAGAAGUGGCAAAGGGUGCCAACCAGGCCAGUAGAAAUCGGAGUGUGCAUUCUUCCACUGGCAACCCGAGGUCGGGAGAUAUUCUGCGUCGCAAGAGCACGAAGAUGUUUGGCGCAAAGAUUAUGCAAAUCAGUCCGAAGCGUGGCAGCCGCUUGAGCCAGCUUGAUCCUAUCCCUCAGAACCAGGCCCCCCCAGGGAAUAUACCCCAGAGACAACCCACUUUCCGCAUCAUCCGCGGUCAGCUUAUCGGCAAGGGAACUUAUGGCCGAGUGUACCUGGGCAUGAACGCUGACAAUGGUGAGGUCUUGGCUGUGAAACAGGUGGAGAUCAACCCUCGGAUUGCCGGGACAGAUACAGACCGCAUCAAGGAGAUGGUUGCGGCCAUGGACCAGGAAAUCGACACCAUGCAACAUCUCGAGCAUCCCAACAUUGUACAGUAUCUGGGUUGCGAACGAGGCGAUCUGUCCAUUUCGAUCUACCUCGAAUAUAUUUCUGGUGGCUCCAUUGGCAGUUGUCUUCGCAAGCAUGGCAAGUUUGAGGAGAGCGUCGUGAAGUCGCUCACGCACCAGACUCUGGGAGGGUUGGCGUACCUUCACGAUCAGGGGAUUCUGCAUCGUGAUCUGAAGGCAGACAACAUCCUCUUGGAUCUGGAUGGCACUUGCAAGAUCUCCGAUUUCGGUAUCUCCAAGAAGACGGACAACAUCUACGGAAAUGAUUCGACCAACUCCAUGCAGGGCUCCGUCUUCUGGAUGGCGCCGGAGGUCAUCCAGUCCCAGGGACAGGGCUACAGUGCCAAGGUGGACAUCUGGUCUCUCGGAUGUGUGGUGCUGGAGAUGUUUGCUGGCCGUCGGCCGUGGAGCAAGGAAGAAGCAAUCGGGGCCAUCUUCAAACUCGGCAGUCUGAGUCAAGCCCCUCCCAUUCCUGAAGAUGUUUCCAUGAACAUCAGCCCAGCAGCACUCGCCUUUAUGUACGAUUGCUUCACAGUGGACUCGCUCGAUCGCCCCACAGCCGAGACCCUACUCACCCGCCAUCCCUUCUGUGAACCCGACCCCAAGUACAACUUCCUGGAUACCGAGCUCUACGCCAAGAUCCGCCACGUCCUCUAAGACCAAGACCCAGAUUUCGUCAAUAACAAAAGCUUCAAGCGUCUCUAUCUUCCAGCGUUUCGGCCAUGCAUUUGUUCUCUCUUCCCCUGCAUCAUACCCAGCUCACGCAGCAUUUCGCAUUCGGUGUGCAUAGUUUGUUCGUCGACGUUUGGUUGGGAUUCCCUACUUGAAUUGAAUAUGGCAAUCUGGAUAUUCUUAGUUUUGCUUGCUUUGCUUUGCAUCGUGUUUUGUUUAUGAGACGUGAUGAAUGUCAUGCUCUCCCCCCC
Molecule: messenger RNA, 4997 nt
Organism: Aspergillus heteromorphus CBS 117.55
Lineage: Eukaryota; Fungi; Ascomycota; Eurotiomycetes; Eurotiales; Aspergillaceae
Gene: bck1
Product: putative MAP kinase kinase kinase (Bck1)
Exons: 3
Coding region: 1-4731 (1576 amino acids)
Biological process (GO): protein phosphorylation
Molecular function (GO): protein kinase activity; ATP binding
Source: RefSeq, a predicted model, not a curated record